GUUCUUAUCAGGCAGGAAAAGAGAAAGCAAAAGGAAUAUUUUGAAAAGAAAAGGUUAAAAUUAAAAAUGAAAUCACUGGGAGUUUUAUCUCCUGUCAAAAACUCCGCUGUCAGUUUAGACCUCCUUAACCUGUAUGUGGUAAAUCAGAUCUCCUGCCAGAAGAAAAUACCUGAAACUGUGAGAAAACCAAUCCACGUGAAUAUGAAUAGAGACAUAAAAAUGCCCCUAAGAAAGCAUGAUGUAGAACUUCCAAUGUCACCUCCCCGUGUACCAUCUAACCUCUGCAUUGAUGAUAUAGAAAACAAUAUUCACAUUAAAAGACUAGGCAGCAAUGAAGAACUGGGCCCAGGACAGCUCAGUAAUGUUAAUUAUUCUAAUUCCUUGGUUUCCAAAUUAAAUGAAAGUCAAGAUGCUCUCAGUCCAUCAUAUAAAACAGCACAAUUUGGAACAUUAUUUGAAAGACUAAACAGUCCAGGAAAUAGGAAUUUCCUCACUGGAAGACCUGCUGUAGUUAUGGGUGAAGAUUGUGGAAGCGUGGAUAAGAGAAGACACUCAGACUUCAUCACUGAAGAGCAAUCAGUACAACAUAUUUGGGGAGAAAAUAGAAAAGAUGUUUCAGAUUUUCUUCAAGUUGUGAACCAGCCAACCUCUAGCCUUCUAUCAGAAAAAUUUGACUCUUUUAUUAAUGAAAAUACGAUCAAUUUAUUAAGAAUAGAUCAACAAGCCAUAAAGAAACCAUUUGACAAAUGUGAUUAUGGCAGAGAUAUUUGUGCAGUCUCCAGUUCUGAUAAAAACCAUUCCUCUGAUAGAAGCAUUAGAAGUAUUUUUACAGAUCCAGAGUCAAAUUUUAGUAGUUCUAACUUUAAUGAAAUAAGUUAUCCAGAAAAGUGUCAGCCAAACAAGAAUGAUCAGAAAGAGUACAACAAUAAUGAGGGAAAUAAUCCCAAUAUAUCUAUUGAGAAGGAUUGCUAUAUAUCCAGCUCUGAAAAAAAAGGAAAAUUUGAAAGGGGCUACCAAGAGAAGACAACACAGAUGGAAAUCCAGAAAUAUCCAGUGAACAAUAUGAGUAAUAUCCCUUUGGAAGAAUCACAGUCUAAGAAGUCAUGGGGCUUUGGACUUGGCAAGAAUCUGGCAGAAGAAGGAGGUUUGUGUUCACUAAAAGGCACACCAACAGCUACAGAGAAAAUCUGUCAGUAUAACAAUCUUGAGUCUUCACAGAGUAGUCAGUCUUCCAGUUACUCUCCAAGGCCAACAGAUAGUUGUUUCAGUUCUAGUUCAGAAAUGCCAUCUGAAGAUGAAGAUCAAAUAUUGCAUCAAGUUGAAGAUUCAAGUAGGAGAUCCAUCAAAACUGAAGACACAACAAAUAAUUUUUAUUUAGAAAGGACGGCAGAAUUUCCACAUGAUAGCAGUAUUAAAGACAGUGCCAGAAUUCAUGAACAACGUGAGCGUCUUCACCAGUUCUCAAUGAAAAAUAACACAGAUCAGCUAGCACAGUGUCAGAGUAACUCAACCCAUGUAUUACAAACCAAACCCAGUGAUAACUGCAGCAUGCAGUUUGUAAGAUGUGAUGUAUGGGUACAAACAGAGAGUGUACCUGUAAUGAAAGAAAAAUUCGAUGCUGCCAUACAGUGUGAUAUAAUUUCAGGAUGUAAAUGUAGAAGUGAUGUGUCUUUGUUAUGUUAA
Pteronotus mesoamericanus is the source of this 1683-nucleotide messenger RNA. RefSeq names its product regulator of DNA class I crossover intermediates 1 (gene REDIC1). NCBI's taxonomy places the organism in Eukaryota, Metazoa, Chordata, Mammalia, Chiroptera, Mormoopidae. The record is from RefSeq and is a predicted model, not a curated record. The coding region runs from base 67 to 1683 and encodes 538 amino acids. The transcript has 11 exons.